AUGGGGCAGGAGGCCGGCUGCGAGUUCCGGGGCGUGUGCAUGAAGGGAGGCGGGUUCCUCGGAGGACGCUGGCCGGCUGCGAGCGAGCGAGCGAGGGAGAGAGAGAGAGAGCGACCGAGGCUGCGACCGCUAAUCCCCCUCUCCCAACACUGCCGGUACGCUGAGGGACGCCGGGCGAGGCCCACCCGCCACCUGCAAGGCGCUGCUCCUCCCUCCCCGCCUCGCCCUUGGGUGAGUGUCAGCCGCGGGUGUGUUGAGAUGGAGAGUAAGGAGCCGGCUGAAAGGACCGGGGGGGGGAUGAGAAGGAAGGGGCCGGGUCUCUGGUUGUUGCCCCCCUCCCCAUGCCCUUUCCAACAUCUCCCGCAUUGUAAGGUUGGCGGGGCAGCGAGGGGCCUCUCUGCUCGUGGGUUGAGUCAGCGGACAGCUGGUACCUUAGCCCCAUCUCUCUCUCUUCCUCUUCCCCCGGGGGCGGGGGCUUCUUCUCUCUCGUCCCCCCCCCCCCAUCUGCGAAUCUCGUGGUUCUUCGGUGGGCGCGAUUGGUUGCACGGCCGUGUGACUGACUGUGCUGGAGACGAAGAUGCUGCAUCACCGUCGUGACCACUAGCCUGCUCUCUCUCUCCUCCUCCCCCCCCCCCUUAAAGAAAAACCAAGCUUAGGAGAUGCUCGUGUCGUGUCUUGGAGAGAGAGCGGGGAGGGCGGACUUAACUGCUGCGUCGGGGAGCAGAUUUGCUAACCCUCCGGUUGAUGGAGGGAGGGAGGGAGAUGCCUGGGCUCAAAUCUGCUGGGAGAAACGCCCUAGCUCUGCCCGGGAAGCCUUGUCCCUGAGCUUUCUGGGGGCCCCCUAGUUUAUGCGGGGUGAGGGGAAUUCAGUUUGUGCUUGCUCAUGGUUGCCUACAGCAUGUAUUUCUGGAUUCAGCCCAGGCCUUGAAAAGAGAUGCUGGGGAGACCUGACAGGAGUCGAGCACUGGUCCUAACUGUAGGCCUUUCUCAAUCCACCUUUGCUGGUGUGAGCCAGGAGGUGGCCUUGUGGCAGUGUUUCCUGCCUACUAGUGUUCCUGUAGGGGUGUCCUUUUUAUGCUAGGGUGGGGGCAUGUAUAUGUGUGUGUGGCCAGGUAACACUUCUUCCGGCUUUAAAGGCCGGAUGACAUUUCCAUAUUGCUUAAAAACAGACAAAGGUUGCUGCUUCUGUACCUGGGCUGGUGACUGAAGGAGUGCUACUGUGUUUAUCCUUAUUUCAAACAUACAAUGACUCAUUAUAAGCUUGUCCCGUCAGGGAAGGUAAUAUUGAGUGUCUUUCUUUGUUUUCUUAUGUUUCAGACUUUGAAGCUCUCUGACCUUGGGCAAGUCAUCACUUCUCAGCCCAUUCUCUCCUACUGCUAUUGUGAGGAUAAAAGGCACAAUGUUUGUAAAGCACUUUGCAAAUGGAAAAUGAGGUUGAACUAA
Podarcis lilfordi (Lilford's wall lizard) is the source of this 1443-nucleotide messenger RNA. The record is from the annotation of a GenBank genome assembly. NCBI's taxonomy places the organism in Eukaryota, Metazoa, Chordata, Lepidosauria, Squamata, Lacertidae.